Messenger RNA from Colletotrichum costaricense, 822 nucleotides. RefSeq names its product WSC2. The record is from RefSeq and is a predicted model, not a curated record. The transcript has 4 exons. Bases 1 to 822 code for a protein of 273 amino acids. Lineage: Eukaryota; Fungi; Ascomycota; Sordariomycetes; Glomerellales; Glomerellaceae.
AUGGUCUCUGCCAAGUCAGUCACUUUGUUCGGCAGCAUGCUGCUGGGCAACGUCAUGGGCGCCGACAACAUGGGCCCGGCCGCUUUCCUCUGGCCCCCAGACCGUGAGUGGUCUGCCGACGCCGACAACACGGCCCCUUGCGGAUCCACCAACGGUCCCGGUGUCCGCACCGAGUUCCCUCUCAUGAAUGGCAAGCUUGCCCUUGUGACCCAGGACAUUACCCGCUCCGUCCACCUCAGUGUCUCCUACGAGAACGACCCCAAGUCCGUCUCCGACUUCGAGACCUUCCUCGGCCCCAGCGAGGUCGGCAGCCUCGACCUCGGCCACACCUGCGUGACGGUCCCCAGCGCGCCAUCAGGAACCGCCGCCGGUUCCAACGCGACCUACCGCAUGCUCUACGUCUCCAACUUUGACCAGGACGAGUCCAAGCGCGAGACCUACUACGCCUGCGCCGACGUCACCUUCGUCGAGGUCUUUGCCGCCUCCAUCCCCUGCUUCAACGCCACCGUCAGCGACCCCGACGUCGACGUCGACACCACCGUCAACGUCACCACCACCGACUCGGGCGGCAACACCCCGCACACCGCCGCAGACUUCACCGCCACCGGCGAAUCCAAGAGCUCCGGUCUCUCCAAGGGCGCCAUCGCUGGUGCCGCUGUCGGUUCCAUUGCCGGUGUCUCUCUGCUCGCCCUUGCUGGAUUCUUCUUCUGGCGCAAGAAGGCUGCCAAGAAGGAAGCUGUCACUGAGCCCAUGCAGCAGCGCUGGGAUGCCGAGAAGGCUGUCAGUGACACUUCUUCCGUCAACAGCCGUCUCCAGCACUAA